AUACGCCGCUACGGAUCAGGGGCACGGACAGGCACGGAGCGAGGGACAGGGACACGCUCUGCUCGAGAUACACAGGUACACUUAGUAGGCACGCUCGCAGGGGACGACGACGACGACGACGACGACGACGACGACGACUCGCCGUCCAUUUCUCCCGAGCGAGGUUGGCAGGAUUUGUUUGUGCUUACAUACGCGCGGUGCUACGCUACCUCGGCGACGGUGGUCCCCGCUGAGCGUCCGUUUCACGGGACUGGAGAGGAGAGCCACGUCGGCGGAGAGGGUGCCUGCCGCGCGGUGGUCCACGGAACGCCUACGGUGAACGGAUGCGAACGGUGGUGAGCGACCUGGGGUGAGAACGAGACGGCGUGACGGAGUCCUCGCCCGCGUCCCGGUGUGGACAGUUUCUCCUCUUCCCCCUCUCUCUUUUCCCUUCCCUUUUUCCUACCCCUAUCAUUUCUCAUAGGUGUGCUCGACGACCGCCCCGUUCACCUCCGGAACGCGCGCUUCUCCUUUUCCUCCUCCUCUUCCUCCUCCUUCUCUUCCUCUUCCUCCUCCUCUUCCUCCUUCCUCCUCCUUCUCCUCCUCGUCAUCCUUCUCGACGAGGAUCACCUUGGCGCCACUUCACGUCCACAUCCGUGACCCUCGCCCGGCCCCUGCGCCCGGCAGUCUUCGCACCCGGUUACAGCACAAACACAGAGAUUGUGGAGUCGAGGAGGUUAAGGGGACGGCACGAGAAGGAGGACGCGCCGUCCAUCACCAUGAAGCUCGUCGACCACGUGGUGAGGAGCUUCAAGGUGGCCAAGGUAUUCCGCGAGAAUACUGAUCGGAUAAACAGCAUCGAUUUCUCGCCGAAUGGUGACACCUUGAUCUCCUGCUCUGAGGACGAUCAGAUCGUCAUAUAUGAUUGCGAGAAGGGUACACAGGUGCGGACGGUCAACUCGAAAAAGUACGGCGUCGAUCUGAUACACUUCACCCACGCGAAGAACACCGCGAUACACAGCAGUACGAAGGUCGACGACACAAUUCGCUAUCUCAGUUUGCAUGACAACAAGUACAUACGUUACUUUCCUGGUCAUACAAAAAAGGUAGUGUCAUUAUGUAUCAGUCCUAUCGAAGACACUUUCCUCUCCGGUUCCUUAGAUAAAUCGCUGAGAUUAUGGGAUUUGCGUUCGCCGAACUGUCAUGGGGUGAUGAACGUCUCAGGACGACCGGUAGCAGCUUACGAUCCUGAGGGCCUCAUCUUUGCAGCUGGAGUAAAUUCGGAAAGUAUCAAGCUGUACGAUCUACGUAGCUUUGACAAGGGGCCCUUUGUCACCUUUAAGCUCUCUCAGGAAAAGGAGUGCGAUUGGACUGGACUGAAGUUCAGUAGAGAUGGCAAGACUAUCUUGAUAUCCACUAACGGUAGUACAAUUCGUUUAAUUGACGCUUUUCACGGUACACCCUUACAGACUUUCGCUGGAUAUCUCAACAACAAGGGAAUCGCUAUAGAGGCCAGUUUUAGUCCGGAUUCCCAAUUCGUGUUCAGUGGCUCCACGGAUGGCAGGGUGCACGUGUGGAACGCGGAGACCGGUUACAAAGUUUGCGUGCUGAACGGUGAUCAUCCAGCGCCGGUACAGUGUAUCCAAUUCAAUCCUAAAUAUAUGAUGCUGGCAUCGGCAUGUACCAAUAUGGCUUUCUGGCUACCCACCAUCGACGAAAACGCAUAAAGUUAAUUUAUGAGAAAUUUGAAUCCACACCUUGAAAAGGAAGAGAAGGAGAGAGUGAGAAAAGAAAACAGAAGAGAGAAUAGAGGCAGAUAGCUGAAAAUAAUCAACCACGAAGGAAGUGAAGGAUAUUUAUAACUUAUAUUCGACCGAAUACAUUUACAUUGCAUUUACAUUAUGUGUACAAAACUGGAACAGCUAUUGUGCGACGUGGUAUCAGUACCGAAACGCAUCCGAGGAAGCAAAACGACAAGUGCAAAUAACGUGAGAGCUCGAACAGCUAGACCGAGAAAAUCACUGUGGAGUACAUCUUCUCCAUCUGUAUCGCCAUCAACGUCAUCGUUAUAAUAAUACAAGGAAAUCCAUGUCUUUUAAGACGUUUCGAAUAUAUAUCGUACAGCCUCUUCCUUCGUCUGGUAGGCGUUUAGCGAUAUGUCAAACGAAAUUCGCAUGCAGGAAGAGGCAAUCUUUGGAUUUCGUCCGUUCCCGGGCAGUCGGUUGUCUCGCCCGAUUGUGUUCGAGAAAAUAGAUGUAGAACGAAUCCCGUAGUGCUGAUCGUUUCGUAAACGAUAUAGAACGACGCUCUGCCGAAAGCAGCCAGCCGUCUUUGAGAAUUUUGUACGCGAAGAACCGUACGCCGAAGCUAGACGUAGGUAACUUUACGGACAUCUAGAGGGACAAGAUUCGUGUAUACGAUCUAUACGAUGUCCUUGAAUACACAUGCAUUUUAUCAAACAUCAUCGUUUUCUCCUCCUCAUACAAUUGAACACGUCGUUAGUGAGAGCUCGCAUCGGCGAAAUUGGCUUUGUAUUAUCGGCAGUUCUUUUUUAUCGUGGAAUUGGUGUAAUCGUAUUGUUAACAUGUUUAACGCGUCGAAUGCCUUACAUUUUUAAUAAUCGGUUUCGCGCGUAUGUCUCGGGCAUUAAGACGUUAACUUAAUUAAGAAACACAAAAACGCGUGCUAGCAAUUUCCAAAUAAUUGAAGCGAAUUCCAUCAAUAUAAAUAGAACGCCAACUAUUUUCAACAAAUAGUUUGCGUUUAGCAGAUUUGAUUAUCAUUAUAGUUAAUCUAAUUAAUGAUUUACAUGGUCGUAUACAAAAUAAGUUCUUUUUAAGCUGAUCGAAACUGCGCGAAGUGUUAUCUUUGUGAUAACAAUCUUGUGAUAUUUUGUUUUUACGUUGUCUAACUUUGUCUAUUUGCGACACGGAUAAUUGGAUGUCUUAGGUUUAGUCAUCAACCUUCAAUUCUUAUCUCAUCACUUAUUUAGCUUUCAACAUACAUAAGUUGUAAGUAAUAUACAAGAUAAUGCGCAUUAUCUUGUAAGAACCAACCAUACGUAGCUGACAUUAAAUACAUGAUAUAUAAAAUGUCAUCUCUCUUAAAAUUCGUAACUUUCGUCGAGCGUGUAAACGUGAAAGAAAAAUUGUCGGAAUAUUAUCUUUUUCUGUAUGCGGCCAUGCUCAAUCGAUACAUAGCGGUACUAUCUAGUGCUAUUUUGUAGUUGUGAACUUGGGAUUGUACGCUUAUUGUCUUUCCUACUCCUCACUUGUAGUUAUCUUUCAGAUUAGUUUCGUCCCUGAAAUCAAUCGCCACACGCUGCGAGACAGCUAUGAAGUAAGAAGUGGGGAAGAUAAUAAGAGUGUCAGUUCCAAAACUCAAAACUGCAAAUCCUGAACAGCACUCCAAUGUAAAAUCAUCGAAGAAUACCUAAUUGCAUAUUUAUACACCUGACGGAUUUCCGAUAAUCGAAGGCAGUAAGGAGAAGGAGGAAGAGGAGAAGGAGGAGAAGACGUUAAUGUCGCAUAUGGAAAUGGCCACCACUAUUCUCGCUUUCGGAAUAUACCACACUCGAGAAAUUGCAAUGAUCGUUACACAGAGAACCGGAAGAGAGACAGUUUUGCGUGUCUCCGUUCGUGAAAGGAAGCGACGAUUGUGGUAGUGACGAUUCUAUCAUUGCCAUCGGUAUACCGGAAGAUAUACUAGAUGUGUCCAUUAAAAACUAUAGGAGCUUAUUUAUUGCGUGAAAAUCGCCUAACGACGAUAAAAAAGCGAAAGAAAAAAGAAAGCGAGAAGGAAAAGAAGGAGCGCGAGUCUCCACGAACGACGAAAUCCUGCGAUAAAGCGCGUUGCAUUACUCGCGAUAUAUAAUAUCUCGUAUUCAUUACGCGAAAAUACGCAUACGUGAUUGUCCGCAACAAAUUCACGUUUCCGUAUCGUAUUACAUUAAUUUAUCGAUGUUAUCGCUUUUACAUGAUAUACGUAUGAAAUCAGCGGGCUAAAUAAAAAACAUGACGUUCGUAGAGACUGGGGCUUUGCUCUCCUUCUUUCUCGCUGUAUCGUAUUUAUUACGAAUUAAUUGCGGUAAUAUUUACGCGCAAUACAGAAUGAUGAUUUACGGUUGUUUCUUGCCGAAUGAAAUCUUGUGCAGGUACACGUAGCAUAUGCACGCAAGAGUUUUUCGUAUUUUCGUUAAGAAGCAAACCAUGAUCACAUCGGCGAUAUAUUCUGUCUCCGCGAAGCGAAUAGGCAAGUGUCAUCGCACAGCCAAUCUAGUUUCUUCGUUAAAAAGAAAUGAGAAGAUAAAAUCGAAUUUCGCUGUAUUGCUAUCUGUGAACUGUACGAAUACUACGAUCGCACGAAGCCGCACGGCGAGUCCUAGGUUGCAAAUAUCCAAUAUUUCCGUUCUCUUUCUCGCGCGUGCUCUUUUUGCUCUCUCUCCCUCCUCUCUCUCUCUCUCUCUCUCUCUCUCUCUCUCUCUUUCUCUAACUCUAACAAAUCUCAAUUUCAUUUUUCGCAUUUCUGCGGAAGCUCUAUAGUGAUCCGAAUUCGACCGUUGUGUUCGAUCUAUUCGAUCGCCCGCUACUCCUCUCGUCUUCGUCCUUUCGUAUAUGUAUAUACGGUAGUAUCCAUUAUUUCCUGUAGAUUUUCUAGGCGUCUCCGUUUAACAUAUUUUGUGACAAGAGCGUGGUCAAUAUUUUAUUCGAUUAUAUAUGUAUGUGUGCAUGCGUGCAAGUAUAUGCAAGUACGAGCGAGAGAACAAGUGAUUAUAUACGUUUUACGUGCGAAUCUGUCUGUGUAUCUGUCUGUGCGAUUUGCGUGAGUGAGAGCUUGCCUCCUGCGCUGUAAAAUAGUAUUUUUUUAUAACGGCGAUGCAGUAUGCGCGAAAGAAACGCGUUGACGGGACGUAUUUGCGAAUUCGCGCGAGAUAAAUCUCUCGCGCGUACGCUUUCGCGAGGGAGAAACUUAUUACAGAGAGGAGUACAAAGAUGAACGAAAGCUUUCGACCCUUUAGUCGCACGGCUCAAGCCUCGAACUAAACGGAAACAUCGCGUGCGAAUAUAGAAUUAACUUUUUUUGUACAACAACGUAAUCACAAUUUUGUUUUUAAUCUUUUAGAAUACACGAAUGUGUUAUCUAAGAAAUACUUUGAAUUACAAAUUUUUAUCGCAUAGCUUAAAACGAGAUAUACAUUUAUUUAUAUUUAUAUAAAUCUUAAAUUACAGUUUGUAAUUACGCAUUGCAAUAAAUACGCAAUUAAUAUUUACGCAAUUAAUUAUUUAUAUAGCUCCUCAACGAGCAAGAUUUAUAUAGUUAUUGAAUAGUGACCAUGAGGUUGAAUUUUGCAUCGUUUUAUCUCAUCUUGCGGUUUUUUUCUCUUUUUAUAUAUAAAAAUACGUAUACGAUACGUAAUGCGCUGCGCGGCGAAAGGGUUGAAGAUCGAUCGAAUCACCUCGAGAAUAUUACAAACGAUCUAUAUAUUUAGAUUAAACACAAUUUGACACACGUAUAUACUGCCAGCCAACCGAGCGAGUAUCCCGACCGACCACGGGCCCGCGCCUUCAAUCUCGUUCGAUGCCGAGAAUUUUGAGAGCCCUUAAAACCAAGCGCAAUCGACUGUACUAUUAUUACAACUAUAUUACCGCUAUUAUUACUACCGCUACGUUAAGCGUAUAGAUUAACCCGCCGGUUUGAAGCCCUACUCGAAUCGGUGAACUGACUCACAUCCGAGCGACGAGAAAGUCGUGGACGGGACGAAAAAGUAACUUGAUGAUACGAAACAUCUCGUCUGAAUUCUUUCGAUACGAAUUCUCCUCUUCCAAGAAAGCCGAAAACCGCGUAAUAGAUUGUACAUAUUCCGAUAAGUCACAGCGAUUAGACUUACACAAAUAGGAAAGAAAAGAUAGAUGAUUCUGUCGAUCAGAUCCAUCGGGUCCCGUCUCUCGCCCGAAUACUUCUUUCGUCACAAAAGAAAAAAAAAGUAAAAAGAUAUGAUCGGCUAGGGGCGUAAGUACUUGCGUUUCAUACUACAAAGAAAAUUCACAUCAUAGGUAUUAAAUACAGGAUAGCGUUUGUUAGAGCCUGGCUGUUUCGAGAGAUCAGGCAUUCUUAACAAAACUGUAAACGUGAUUACGUCCCUCCCGUUCACGAUCACCCGUUAGUUAUGGAUUUAGAGUUCGGAUUUAAUAUUAGAUAGAUAAUAUCUAUAUAUCUCUCGCAAGCAAAGCAAGCGAGACUUAAAUCAAGAAGGGGGAGGGGGCUAUCUAAGUUUAAGUUAACAUGCGUUUUGUUAAAUGUGACGGUUCUCGCCUUGCUGCAGCCGCUCGCGUUCACCAAAAGGUACAUUGUAACGGAAGAGGAAGAGACACCCGAUAAGCGGAUCUUGUGAUUCUUCUAAGUUCCUACAUUAAGUCUUCGUACAAAUUGCUUUCGCCAGCCAAGGCAGAGAAGACUCUCAGCGCUUGUUGUUGAUCUCGAACCUCGAUAUUUCGUCGAUACCGGGCAGGGCUUCGUACCGAUUGUUGUAAACUGCAUGCGUUUUAGAAUACUAGGAACGUAUGACAAUAUAGACACAUCGCAUUGGAGCGAUCCGAGUAAUUCGCGCUGUAUAACGGAACGAUUUAUAACGAUUUUCAGUCUGCUGGAAGUAUAUGUCAAGUCGAAGAACACGGCGCUUCUCUUGUUACGUCCUUGCCGACUACUAACUUGAUCUACGAGAUUUGCAAAAAUUUAUGAGAAUUACUUGAUUCGGCAUUCAGUUACAAAUUGUUACGUAAUAAUAACGGCAUGAAAGAAAUGUGACGCCCGUCUUCAUAAUGUCUUCGCUACUGCUCCAAGAGAUUAGCAUUGUGAAACUGGUCUACAGAUGUACAGUUGCAUUGUCAUUUUCUGUGUAAAAAGAGAAAAACGAAAUCGCAAGAGGAUUAAUUGAACAGAUACACUUGUCUUAAUUAAUGGGUCUUUUUAACGAUUUUGACAAAUUUGACGCAUCGCGAACUGAACAGAUAUUUCAUCACCAUUAAUGUUUUGUUAAUAUGUAAUCGUUCCAAUUCAUACACUGUGGGCUGUUGCAAGAUGGACAUUGUAUGUGAUUAAAAAAAAAGCGAUGUAAAUUUUCGUCCAUCGAGACAAUUGGUAGUCACGACAUAUCAGCGUAUUUGUUAAGAGAUUUGUUAGGUUGACAAUUUUCACUUGACAGGAGAGAGGCUCUCAAGAAGUGUACAAAAAAAAGGAAGGGACCUUCUUGGAUCCUUCUUGGAAAUGAAUGUCAAUAGUUUAGUGCAGGCUGAAUUGUAUUUUUUAUUUUCUGUAAAAACAUUUCGAUUGAACGCACGAGAGUUUACUAAAAAAAAAAAUAAAACACUUUUUUUGUACAACUA
Molecule: messenger RNA, 7361 nt
Organism: Pogonomyrmex barbatus (red harvester ant)
Lineage: Eukaryota; Metazoa; Arthropoda; Insecta; Hymenoptera; Formicidae
Gene: Wdr82
Product: WD repeat domain 82
Cellular component (GO): Set1C/COMPASS complex
Molecular function (GO): protein binding; chromatin binding
Source: RefSeq, a predicted model, not a curated record